Molecule: messenger RNA, 5332 nt
Organism: Pezoporus occidentalis (night parrot)
Lineage: Eukaryota; Metazoa; Chordata; Aves; Psittaciformes; Psittacidae
Gene: IPCEF1
Product: interaction protein for cytohesin exchange factors 1
Exons: 11
Coding region: 249-1538 (429 amino acids)
Source: RefSeq, a predicted model, not a curated record
AUCUAGCUUAGUUCUAGUGCUCAUAGUUCUGGCAGGCAUGUCUUUUAGCACUUGCUUAGUUGCCUGGUUUGUGGUUUGCGUAGGUAUGACUUGUACAAGAGACACCAGUUUCCUCUUGGGCAAUUUCAUCAUUUCAACCAAUUUCUGUAAGUUUCCUCUCCACUUUGAGAAGUGUGGGAGCUGACAGGACAAAUGUGGCUGUUUGUCAGAAUUCCUUGCUGCUUCCCCACUAAGCUUUGAAACCAUUCAUGGAAACUGAUGGCAACGCUGUUGUUCCCUUGCGUCAGAAGACAAAAAAGAAAAGUCAAGGGUUCUUUAUAAUGAGCCGACGGAGGAUAUCGUGUAAAGAGCUGGGGCAAGCUGAUUGCCAAGGAUGGCUCUACAAAAAGAAGGAAAAAGGAGCUUUCAUUGGCAACAAAUGGAAAAAGUUCUGGUGUGUACUGAAGGAGUCAUCGCUGUAUUGGUACAGCAGUCAGUUGGCUGAAAAAGCAGAAGGAUUUAUCAGACUUCCAGACUUCAGUGUGGAUCGAGCAAUUGAAUGCAAAAAAAAGCAUGCUAUUAAGAUCAGCCACCCACAGAUCAAGACAUUUUAUUUUGCGGCAGAAAAUGUUCUGGAAAUGAACACGUGGCUAAGUAAGCUGGGGAUGGCUGUAGACCCUCAGGCACCCAAUGGGAAGAAUGAGGAAGAAUGCUACAGUGAAAGUGAACAUGAUGAUCCAGAAAUAACAGAUAUGCCACCUCCCCCCUACACAGUACAGCCAACACCACCUCCUUUGCAGGAUCAGCAGAAGUCUUCUUGCACCUCAAUUCUAUCAAAUGAAGCAUCUUGUUCCCUCUCUUCUCCUGAAAGCACUUUCAACUCCCAAGAGUCAUCUUCUUCCUUGACAUCCAAAGUGGUUUAUUCCGAGAGGCAGUCCUGGCUUGACCUAGUUAACAGCUCUGCCACAGAAGAUGGUGAUCAGCCUUUAACUUUCUGUGUACAGAUUCACUCUGAUGAGCCACCAGAAGCAGACUGCGGAGAAGUGGCAGAAAGCCAGGAGGCUGGGCUUUCCAAACCCAGUGGUGGAUCCCCAAAUUCUUUUUUAGGUCUGGAUACACAUUGUCUAGCUGUGCCAGAUGCAAUAGGACAGAGAUCACUAGCCAAAGAUCAGGAAAAAUGUGAUAAUGAUGAGAUGGAGCGACUUUACAAGUCAUUAGAACAAGCAAGCCUGUCUCCCAUUGGUGAUCGUCGGCUGUCAACAAAGAAGGAGCUUAGGAAGUCAUUUAUCAAACGCAGCAAAAACCCCUCCAUUAAUGAGAAGCUCCACAAAAUUCGAAUGCUGAACAGCACAUUAAAGUGUAAGGAGCAUGACCUGGCCACAAUUAACCAGUUGCUAGAGGACCCAAAGUUGACAGCAGUGAAGUACAGAGAGUGGAGGAACACAAACAUCAUGCUGGUCCACGAUAUUUAUCAGCAGCAGGAGGCCCAGGAUGUAUCCACAGAGAAUAGCGAGGAGCAAGAGAUGACUCCACAGCCUAUCACUGAAAGUUCUAUCUGAGGCCAUGUUUCAAAAGGUUCAUUGCAAGAUUUUUCCUCAUGGGUCUUCACGUACAGGCACUUUAAACUUCUGCAUUUUGAAGUUUGUUUUUUCCAAGUGUUCUUCGGAAGGAAAACAACCCCUUCUCCAAAGCUUUAAUACCUCUCGCAAAAUUCAUUUCAUGUCAAAAGGGCAAAUCUCCUAGGUUAAAAAAACCAUGCCUGAACCUGGGCUGCAUACCUAAAAAGACUACUUUAUGAAGAAGUGAAGAAAUGUUUUUCCAUCUUUGGAGAAGUAAAUUAAGUAUGUCCAACUCCUGGAAGUCACAGAGCUGUGUAAUACGUAUAGUAUAAAUGUGAGAUCUUUGGGGUUGUUUUAACCAUGUAACUUACCCUUAAAGGAAGCCAGCACAGUGCCAGCAGGAUAUAGUCUACUCUCUACCAUUUUACCCUGUAAGGUAACCUGAUGUAUGCAUUUUCAUCUCUACCUUCACUUUCGCAACUCUACAAGUUUAAACUCAGACAAGUAGAAUAGUAAUUAUGCAUGAGUUUAUACUAUAGACACCUGUCACCUGUCAGGCACCUGAUUUGUGCUCUGCCUGAUGUUUUAUGUGUUUCAAAUUUAUUUAUGGACCAGACCAAGGUAUUGUCUUUCUACAUGAAGAAGAGAAGGUCUCUCAAUGUUUGCUAACUCUUCAUUGAGGCAGCUAAUGCUUCAACAAGUUUCAACUUUUCUUACGGACUUGGCAGAAUUCCUUGGAAGAUUAUUUUCUUCUUUCUUAUUUUUGACUAUUGGGAACGUAUGAGGUACAAGUUCAUCCCAGAUUCCUACUUAGGAAGGUGAUCAAAUUCACAAGGCAGAAGCUAAAUAAUUAAAUCCCUGAUGUGGACCUGAAAGUGUAAAACAGAGCUGCAAAUAUUUUUGUAAAUAUAUGUCAUUUUAUGGCUUAUAUGAAUGUGACUAUGUACUGUAUAUAUGUUUUAUUUAUAUAUUUAUAUAUGCUAAUUUCCUGAUGUAGAUAGGCACACAAGGACCAGAUUGACUUGAAAUGCCUCUUCGGUUUUUGUUCCAUUAUGUAUCACUGUAAUGGUUCUACAGCUGAGAUUACUCUGGGACAUCUGUUGUAACUUUUCCUUCUGUCUUUCUAGCUUUGAGUUUUAGAUGAAGAAAAUCUGUACAACUUAAGCCAGGAAAAGAAGUUUUCUAGAAAGGUUCAGAAUUUCCAUUGGGACAAACAAUAAUAAGUAUGUUAAGAGGUUUGCUGUAGGAUCAUAAUUUUUUGACUUCAUUGUUCUCAGUAAGCCAAACCGAACCCUAAGCUUGAGUUUUAUCCUUCUUAUUUUCUGCAUAUAUAUAAAUAUGAGGAACUUUGCAGAUGCUGAAUAUUAAAAGACAAGAAUUAGCCUUCCAUCCUCAAUUUAAUAUCUCUACAGGAACUGUGGCAAUCUACUAUUUUGUAAAGAUAUUAUUUGCUAUUUUUUUCAACAUUUUAUCUUUUAAAGUGACAUACACUAUACAGAUGCAGCCAUAUAUUCAUUAGUCUUUAUACAUUAUAUAUUUUAUAAUAGCUUAACUGAGAAAACAAAAAAUAGUGAGAACAUGUGAAAUCUUUUCCACCUAUAUAGUAGUAAGUCUUACUGUUGAUAUUGCAUUUUUAACACUCAGUAGCUUUCCUUUUGAAAUAAUGAAAUUAAUGUCCCUGUGCAUCCAAAAAUGGCAGUUUAAUGCUGUUCUGAGUGUGAGACCUGAGGAGCAGAUGACAAGCUAUAAGAAAAGGGAAAUAGAAGGAAGAAUGUAGGCUCCUUUGAUCCAGGCUUUAAUGGCAAAGGGUCAGAGGAAAUGGGGGCUGGUUGGAUGCAGAAGCAGGGCUAUGCUUGGGACAGCAUCAUUGCUUCAGGUAUAAAAGGGUUUUGGAGUGUCAGGGUGAGGACUUAUAGUAGGGUCCGAACUUACUAAUUGGGGCUAAUCUGCUGCUGGGUACCAAAUAUUAGCUGAGACCUGAAAGUGGGUGACAGACUAAAUGGGGAAGCAGGCAAAAAACAGGUUAAAAAGGUAUUGGUUUUCAGGAAUUCGCAAUUGAGCAGUGAUUUCAUCACUUCACUAAUUCCAACUAGGUAGAAAUUAAGUAAACUCAGUACUUGGUGCAAUUUGAUUUAGAAUAAUCUUACAAAUUGAGCCCAUUUUUUUAGUUCCUUUUUUUUUUUUUUUUUUUUUAAAUCUUUCACCAUUCCCAAAAGACCCUCUGGACAGUGAGUGUCCUGCUUCUAACUGAAAUUCUUCAAAUUCUUCAAAGCAGAUGUGUAAGUGGGAGAGGGAUAGCCCCUGAAUUUCACAUGAUGUUGAUUAACCGCUAAGAGCACACUGAAAAUUAGGUGUGGCAGGGAUUAAUCUACUUGGUCCAUCUCAAUUUUGACUACCUGGUGCUAAAUAACUGAUGAAUAAUGGAGGUCAAAUUACACGUAUAUUUUCUCUUGCAAGAGUGAGUUUCUCAUAAAACAAAGCGUGUAAGCACCUUUCUUCUUCAAAAGCAUCUUCACUUAAAAACAAGCACACACUUAAGUGACCUGUCAAACUGGGCCAGAUGAGUCAGCACCUUGCAGUUCUGAGCAAAGUCCCAGUCAGCUCUGCUGAAGUAAAUUUGCGCUAUACAAAGGAAAGCACUAUGUAGUCUGCAAGUGCUGUGCUGGCUCUUCUCACACUGUGUUUGUAUAAGCAUAUACAAAAGAGGCUUUCCAAAUACAGAGAUAGAGAAAUGUCUUUGAACUGCCCAAACUUUACUGUUGUUUUUGACAGAUUAUGUAGCCUAAAUUAACUUUUAAAUUAUUCUUUUUCAGAUGGUCAGUAGAUACUUAUUGUUGAGCUACUGAGGUUUUGGAAACCUGCUGAGGAUGGGUUGUAUCACUCUUGUAGAAAAGAAUAGAAAAUUCUUGACUGGGGUUACUUUAAUGCAGAUCUUACUUUAACAAAUUUCUGUGUGUUCAGGAAAACAAAUGUAUGGGGCUUAUGCAAGUGCAUUGCUGGGAGUCUUUCUCCAUUCUCUUCUGCUACUGUUUAGAUCCAAAACAAAUCUAAAGUGUGGGAAAUGCAAAAUAAAAAUUAUAGCAAAAUAGGAUUCAUUUCACAGCAUUGCUAAUCAAUGUGACAGUUUUCACCUGGUGCUGGGUUCAUCACAAGGGGCUGUGCAACAAUGAGAAAGCCACAAUCAAAGAAAGAAGUGUGCACAAGCUGGCAGCUACUAGUGACGCAGCGGGGAGCCACCUUGGCAGGAGAAACUUGAACAACUUUGUGCUCUGCUCAGUGACACUUGGGGUGAAUGGUAUCUGUUGGUCUGACUUUGGAAGGCCUGCAUUAUUGACUCAUAGUGUAGGGAAACUGUGACAUCCCUUGUGAAUGUCCAAACGUCUUUAACUGUCUGUUUAACCAUCUGCCUCAUGGGACUUGUUUUAUAUACUUUUUCAGGAGAAAGUGUGUGCAUAGAUGUGUGCACAUCCGCAAUUACUCCUUUAUUAGUGAAGCUUUCUGAUAUUAGUGCAGGAAGUCCAGCUAUGUAGAUUUUGGAGUAACUAAUGACAAUAUCUAAUUUCAGUUGGUUUUGCAGCCUGUCUCUGGUGACUUUUCUGGAAAUCAAAUCUGUUUUGUUGGUGUAAAUCUCAUGAGUUAGCAGAAUGAGGUGGAAUCAUAUUUCCUUUCCUAAGAUGGGGCAGGUUUCGUAUGGGGACUGUGAAUUUUUUCUGCAUCUAGUUCAGAGGAUUUACUCCAAAUUGGGUUUCACCUGAAACAAGAAUAAAUAGGAAUAAAUAACGUGCUAAACCUUU